AUGUUGACCACCCUUUUCUGCAUUGCCAGCGCGGUGGGCGCCUUGGCUGCGUCUGUAGAUGCCCGUGAUGAGUUUGAUUCGUCGGCAUAUGCUGCCAAAGACGUCGUCGAGCGAGAUUUUGCCAUUAUCGGCGGAGGAGCAGCGGGGACGUAUGCGGCCGUCAGCCUGGCCGAUCGAAACAAAACCUUCACCCUGAUCGAAGUUUCGGACAGGCUUGGGGGACACACCAGAACCUUCCACGACCCCGUCACCGGGGCCAAGGUCGAUUCUGGAGUGCAGAUUCACGUCGAUACCCCCAUUGUUCGCGACUUUUUUGCCCGUUUGCGCGCCCCUCUAGCACAUGCCGAUCUUAAGGAUUUCGGCAAGCCCAGAUAUUACGACUUUGCCAGGCGAGUUGCCCUUGCCAACUACACCAGGGGCGCUGUCCAGCCGGACUAUGUAGCCGAGCUCGACAAGUAUCCCUUUGUUGAAAAUCUCAUCGACCUGCCCAACCCGGUCCCUGCCGAUCUGCUCCUCCCCUGGCCAGAAUACGUCAAGAAGAAUAAUCUCUCCUACAGCUCGGCCCUGGCCGGUCUCUCAUGGCCAGCGACCCCCGGCGAUCCAUUGGAUACCACCGCUCUCGCCAUCUUGAACGAUGGCAAUCACUGGGAGCUGGCCGCGUUUACCGGCGCUGCUGUUCGCGGUGCCAAUCACGACAACUCACAGAUUUACGUCAACGCCCUGGCCGAAUUGAAGCCGCAUGUGUUUCUGAAGUCGUCCAUUAUUGCAGCGCGGCGUGGAUCGACCCGCAAGUGCGGCGUGCAGCUCGUGGCCAACACCCCAUCCGGCAAAAAGCUCAUCAAGGCCAGACAGCUCAUCAUUGCCAUGCCGCCCGUCUUGGACAACACCAAGUAUUUCGGCCUCGACCGCCAGGAGCAGGCCAUUCUGGGCAAGCUUUCGGGCAAGUACUACUACGCGGGCGUCGUGAACAACACCGGGCUUGAGGACGACGUUGCUUAUAACAACGCCGGCGCCGACAGACCGUACCACGUCGCCAGUCUGCCCGGUGUCGUCGAGAUCGCCCCUUCAGCUUCGCCUGGGUACCACUUCUACUGGUACAACACGCUCCAGGCACAGACACGGGCUGAAAUCGAGGGCGCUGCUCGAAGCACCAUCAAGUGGCUACAGACUCAGAACAAUGUGAAGACUUUGGAGCCAAAGUUUGUUGACUUUCAGGAUCACUCACCGUUCCAUCUAAGCCCUCCAACCAGAGACAUUGCCGAUGGUUGGUAUAGCAAGAUGAAGGGUCUCCAGGGCUAUAGGAACACUUGGUAUAUCAGUGCCUUAUUCGUCGUUAGCUCAACCCAGGUCUGGAACAACACCCAGAACAUUCUUUCGGAUAUUAUCAACGCCGCUCAGUCUUAG
Molecule: messenger RNA, 1404 nt
Organism: Metarhizium brunneum ARSEF 3297
Lineage: Eukaryota; Fungi; Ascomycota; Sordariomycetes; Hypocreales; Clavicipitaceae
Product: Beta-cyclopiazonate dehydrogenase
Source: RefSeq, a predicted model, not a curated record